Molecule: messenger RNA, 447 nt
Organism: Oikopleura dioica
Lineage: Eukaryota; Metazoa; Chordata; Appendicularia; Copelata; Oikopleuridae
Source: the annotation of a GenBank genome assembly
AUGAAAAAUUUCGAAACUAUAGGGAAUUCUCGCGAGAAUGAAGAAUGCCCUGACAAAGACUUGCAAUCAGAAUGCGAAGGUCUUUGCCGAGUGGAUUACAACAAAUGUCGUCUCCUUUGUGAAACUGAAUACUGUCAAUCCAUUUGCGAAAGAGAGUACCAAUUCUGCCUUGACAAUUGUCCAUGUGGAAUCAACUGCAAAGAAGGAUGUAUCAACUGCGACAAUGAAAUUUGUCCGGUGCGUUUUCUCUUGGUCAUGGGCUACAGUUUAAUCGACGCUUUCUCGAUUUCCUUCGAUGGAUUGACAAAAACAGGAGCGAAAAUAACCGCACCGUCAGACGACUACAUUAAAUACGCACCUCAUGCUCUUGUCAAAGGCGAGCUCUACAUUUUCGGAGGAGCGACGGACUUUCAAAAGGUAUUGAAAAAUCCCUUGAUUUUCAAAUGA